AGCCUGGCUUGAAGCUGCAGCCUGACUAGCAGCCUGUGUCUGUGAAGCCAUGGCAUCAAGCGAUGAUGAAGGGUCCGUGGAAGAGAAGGAGCCUCCCAAGAAAAAGAUCGGUCCCGUGGCCACGGCAUGGCUCACCUUUUACAACAUUGCCAUGACAGCUGGGUGGCUUGUUCUUGCCAUAGCCAUGAUCCGAUUUUAUGCGGAAAAAGGAACACACAAGGGUUUGUACAGAAAUAUACAGAAGACACUUAAAUGUUUCCAGACAUUUGCUUUACUUGAGCUGAUCCACUGCGCACUGGGAAUAGUGCACACAUCGGUGCUAGUAACAGGGGUCCAAGUCAGUUCAAGAAUCUUCAUGGUCUGGUUUAUUACAAGCAGUAUAAAGAAGGUCCAGAGUGAAGAAGGCGUUCUUAUUUUUCUUGUCGUAUGGACUGUGACAGAGAUCACGCGAUAUUCCUACUACACAUUCAAACUUCUCAACCACUUGCCAUACUUCAUUAAAUGGGCCAGGUAUAAUUUAUUUAUUGUUCUGUAUCCUGUUGGUGUUGUUGGGGAACUCCUGACUAUUUAUGCUGCUUUGCCCCACGUGCGGAAGAGUGCGAUGUAUUCUCUUAGACUUCCCAACAAAUACAACGUUUCUUUCGACUACUACUACUUCCUGAUCAUCGUAAUGUGUUCUUAUAUACCAUUAUUUCCCCAGUUGUACUUCCACAUGCUGCGCCAGAGAAGGAGAGUUCUGCACGGGGAGGUGAUCAUGGAGAAGGACGACUAACCCAAAUCAUCCAGGAGAUCUCUAAUCCUGGAUAUCCUUGUAUCAUAAACAAUGGACAUUCUUUUUUUUUUUUUUAAAUCAACUUGAAACUAUUGUUAUCAACUUUAUAUGUUACAGUUUUCCUGCUCUGUCCCUUUCCUUCUUUUUUUAAGUUUUAAUAAUAACCACAUCAACUGAUGGUUUUCAUUGGGAUUCCUUCAUGCUAUAGGUGAAACAUGGGCAGAAAAUCCAAAAUGAAACAUCAGCUGUAUAUUGUGUUUCUUGACUUUAUGUUGAUGGAUCAGCACAAAACGCUACACUGAGAUGCAGCCAAUAUCCACUUGGCUAAAGGUUUCCUAUAUGCGGUGCCAGGCCUGUGCAUGACCAACCUCAUUAACCAACAUGAAUUAAAUCGUUUCAAUGAAGCACAAUAAACACAUUCAGGAAUG
This is a messenger RNA of Xenopus laevis (African clawed frog), 1200 nucleotides long. It is a transcript of the gene hacd1.L, whose product is annotated as 3-hydroxyacyl-CoA dehydratase 1 L homeolog. Lineage: Eukaryota; Metazoa; Chordata; Amphibia; Anura; Pipidae. The record is from RefSeq and is marked provisional. Gene Ontology annotation, molecular function: very-long-chain (3R)-3-hydroxyacyl-CoA dehydratase activity; (2E)-enoyl-CoA hydratase activity; 3-hydroxyacyl-CoA dehydratase activity. Gene Ontology annotation, biological process: very long-chain fatty acid biosynthetic process; fatty acid elongation; fatty acid biosynthetic process. Gene Ontology annotation, cellular component: membrane; endoplasmic reticulum membrane.